AUGGGAUCGGAUUUAAACUCCUGCUUGCGGCAGCUAAAAAUCUGCCUUGAUACACAACAGGUUCCCCAAGCGCGCAUGAAUAUUGCACGAAUCACGCAGUUGAUUGUCGAUAGGACCAUCGAAACGCAGGCGGAAACAGAUUUUAACUUGGAGUGUGUAUUCAGUACCGCGAACGGGUUAGUGUCAUUUUUACAACAUACUCUUACCAAAGCCAAGCAUUUUGCCAAAGCUAAUGAGGAUAUUUUGGAGCUGUUUCGCAAAACGAUCGAAAAACACUCUCCACUUCUUGGCAAGCGUAUGGCAGUCAUAGUGCCGAUAGCGCUUCGUUAUAUCCAAUCGUCCACAGUGACGGCUCGUGAAAGAGAGCUAGCUACACUCGUUCUCCAGGACAGCAUCGCAUACGGAUGCCUUAACAGAGAAACCUACGAUCAACUAGGAAAUCUAUCCCAGGAGCUUUUACAAAUAUUUGAACAAAGAAAGCUACCAAGCCGUUUUCAGCAGAAUUUGUAUGAAUUGCAAGGCCAGCUGGCUAAUCAGUUUCCAGAUUGCGUUACUGAAGCCGAACGGCUGCGGGAUGUAUUUUUGAAUGCCGCUGAAAACCAGUUACUUGAGCAAAACUAUCCCUCUCUUGUGUCAUUGGCAGGAGCUAUUCGAGGAUUGGAUUUAUUUCUUGUCCAUUUUGCUCCUGGAGAAAGUGAACACGAACUGCGUAAACGCUUGUAUCUGCUGGUUAAGAAACUAUCCAUAUGGGAUGAGGGUCGUUCAGAGCGGUCAGUUUUUCGGAAUGCACUACAGCUUAUGGCAAACCAUGCGAUUCUGUUUACUGUCCACUUGUUCGAGGAUCACAUCCAUUGGCAAGCGAUGCUGGUUGGCAAAUGGCUGAAAUCGAGCAACCGAGAUGAUCGACGCAUUGCGGUAAUAGCUUUGUAUGCCUUCCACGGUGAGGUAGCACGUGUUCUUUCCACUCCUUCACUAGUGGCAGGAGGUGAUCGGGAAUACCAUUCGGUAGAAGACGUUUUAAAUCUUUAUCUGGCGUACUAUCGCAAGUUGCUGAAUUCAUCUUCUGCUGAUCGUUGGGAGGUGCGAACUGCAAUCCGCGGGUUUGGAAUCAUGGCAGAACCAUGUCAGCUGUUAGCCGGUUCGAGUACAUCACUCAACGAACUGCUCACGAUCGUACUAGAACGCAUCGAAGGCAUAUGCGGUCGGUCGACGAUGUCUACGGUCGAUAUGCUAGAAUGUUUGCCCGAUUUUAUGCAGGCUCUAUCGGAAAUACUGGCCCACGUAAAGGAACUCAGUACUGUGCAGUUAGUUUCGAUACAAACUAUGAGCGUCGCACUUAUGCGGGACUUUCAUCAUCUUCCAAGUAUCCACCAUGAUCUCAUUAUACGAUCACUCGUCUGCACGCUCGAGAACGUCGGAAAAUUAGGCGGCAGCGUUCGCGACCAGCUGCUCGACAACAUCUUACUUCAGGGAGUCAUUUGGAGUUGUACGCACGCAUUGCCUUUCGCUUCGUCGUUUCCGUUGGUAGACGAUGCCUCACGUAAAGUAGACUGGAAACGAGAGCUAGUCACAUACAAGCACUAUAUACCGUUGUGGAAAGGGCUAUUUAUACAUGCAGAAAAAGCCAACAGCGAAACCUCGCAGAAUGAAGCAGAUUCCUUAACGCGCGCAGUCUACAAUGCUCUCAUGCGAACGUUAUUUGUCAUUGUGGAUAAGUUGGAUCUGUCCACCCGAAAGCGCACCUUCCAGGAUGAAAUCGGUGAAGAAAGAGAACUGUUUUUCUGCGAUCCCAACAUCGAACUACUGCCCACGAAACCAAAAGAUUACCAUAUAUUUCUGAACAUGGUGGAGCUGUAUCGUGACGUGCUGCAUGGACCUCACACGCCUCUCGCCGUGCGAGAAUUCUUUUCAGAUUGGGUUCGUCCAUACUUCGACCGUUUCGUGAAAGAAUCGUUACGUUGUCCACUUGUGAGCGGUUUCAUUAAGCUCAUCGAAAUGGGGCUCGGAACAGCGGAACAGAUAGGAUACUUUCGACGGGCAACAAUUCCAGCGGAUAACAGCGACGCCCACUCAACUUUGAUGCUACUGAUGUUUUAUCUGGAACAAACGGUGCAACGGGGGCUAGAUGCUGUCGGCGAACUGCAACUGGCCUGUCUCCGGUUCGUCCUGAACGCGCCAGUACAUCUGGUGGUCGACUUCAUUCGGGACGACGACCAGAAACAGGCAUCGAUAGUGGAGCUGUUUCGGACGGCUUUUUGUUUAGGCCGCGGAUUGCUAUCGGUUGCCCGUACAGCGCUGUAUUGCCUUCGACGAAUCGUCCGCUUUCGGCAUCCACCUGUAUCCGCCAAACUACGGGAGCAGCUACUACGCCAAGUGUUACCAAUGUUGGAGCCUUUUCUGCGAACACGCGACUCCGCGCAGCAACCGGCGCAAAGUUUGCGCUUGGCUAAGUUUAAACGACACCGAACGGUAAAUGUGGCUGCUGCGAAAAUCGAACAGAUCAAGCAGCAGCAUCGAAUCGAACGUGCAACGGACACAAGCGAGCUGGUAGCAUUCCAGAUGCGUAUCUUACACUUUUUUGCCGAUCUACAGCCAAAUGAAUGCUGCUGGCUUGUAGCAGAUGAUCAGUGGUUGACGACGAGUCCAGUGCAGGAACAUCCGGAGGGAUCUUCGCUAACGCGUUGGGAUGCGGACAGUGGCCUUUCGGUUGAGUUGCGCCUACUAUGUGAAAACGGGACGCGACCUUGCAUCAAGUUGGAUGGUAUUAUUGGACGGGUGUGUCAGCUGGCAGUGGAAUGUAGUGAUCGUGCCACCAAGCUUGCCGCCUGCGAGCUGUUGCACACGCUUAUUCUUUACUUGCUGGGAAUUCACUAUCAGGAUAAAUUUUCAGCAUUAUGGGCACAGCUAUGUCAUAAUUUGUUGCAACUAAGCAGCGACACAGACCUGGCGGUAUGUCAGAUGUUCGAACCACUGCUUUUUCAAAUAAUCCAUCUCCUAACACAACCCGCGAAGCUCAGUCAACAAGGUACAAGUGCACUCCUCGAUUGUCUGCUGGAUGCGACAUCAAACGCACAGCACAGCGCCAUCCGCGAUCUUGCCGUGCGAGGUUUGCGAGAAUUCCUGCAGUGGACCAACCGACAAAGCGGAAGCUCGGAAAUGGUUGAUGAGCGUCGGAAAAUCAAGAGUAGAGUGUUGGAGCAACUGAAAACCCAAGCCAUGGAAUCGAAUAGCUCGCGGCGGUAUGGAUCCGCGCUAGCACUCAAUAAUCUCUUCCGCCUUCUUUUGCAAGAAGAUUUUCACAUUGUGCGUUACGGGUUUGAGGUGAUGCAUUCGUUCGCGAUCGGGUUCAUCGUGACCGAGGAGCAGAUCGGGCUGUUAUCGGACGCAGAUAGCAACACCGGGGCUGCGAUAGAACAAUUUCAGGUUGUGCUAGAGCAUUUGUGCAAAGUUUUCGAGCUUCGAAAGGAACUUUUUAACCCGCGUAGUGAGGAACUGCUUCGGACAGGACACCGGCAAAUUGUUCCAGCCGCCAUAGGCGGCGGCCAGCUGGAGUAUCUGGUUCGUUGGAUUUUCCGACAGUGUGCCCUACGUCAGCGCUCUUACAGACGGAAAUGUAUGCAACUUUUCCCGCGAUUGGCACGUGUGGUACGAAACGUGGAGAGCGGAGAGGAUUUUCUUGCGAAACAUUUUUCCUCGGAACAGAUAGAAGCGAUCUGCCUACAGGCUGAUAACAUACAAGGUAUUAGCCAAGUCCCUACACUAAACGUUUUCCGGCAUGGGCAAACGGUGGAGCUAGUGACGAACAUAUACGUUUGGUUGGAGUACUUCCUUGCGUCGCUUGAUGUGUGCUGCUGGUUGCUGAGAGAAAAAUUGAUUCCUUCAGAAUUAUCGCGCUCGUUACUGUCCCGUAUUGUUCCAACCGUGCAGUACUUCCUAACGUCUGUCGUUCAUAUGUCGAUUUAUGAGCUGAUGACAGACAUUAAACCGGAAGUUCAAUUCGAAUCGAAUGCAGACAAAAUUGUGCGGUUCGAUGCACUCAAAUCUGCCAUUAUUGUGCAAAUCGUCGAUCUUUUAUUGUUGAUUUUACCACUUACGGGAACUUCCUUGGAGGAUGUAGUGUGCGCAUUGUGGCAAGAUGAGGCGACGAUUAAUUUUCUGCUGGCACUACUGUUUAAGCCCCAUCAAUUCGAUUUAGAAUUCAGCGGUCGUGCACAACGUGGGAUCGAAGACGAUCGGCAUUUCUGGAAGAAAAUGGAUAAGUUGGUCGGACAGCUUACGGAUCAGCAUGCAAAUUCUACCGAAGAGUGUUUUGCAAAGGCUUUAUCCGAGCAGAUCAUUCUGGUGAUGCAAGAUCUUGGCGGAAGGAUGAAAACAUUGCUCGUACAAAGAACAAUUGGCACGGUAGAUCAAAAAAGUGCUAAAGGAUUACUAUUUGUUGCAAGAAAUCAAAGCUUACGUGCGAGUGGCUCAUCGUUGUUGGCGCAAGGUGAAAGGAAAAAAAUGUGGGAGGCUGCUGAUAAGCUCCUGAAAGAUUGCUACGAAGCCAUCGGCCAAGAGCACAGGAGAUUGGUGCUCAGCCCAUCGGCAGUACAUUUCGGAACGCUAGUGUUGCAGGGUAUCUUUAGCUUGUUCGAUGCAGCAGAACCAAUUGAAAUGGAUAGGUUGAUUCAUACAAGUUUAACGUAUUGUUUGAACGAUGAAAUUUUAAUCCCAAACAUUCGCCACGGAGAGCACUUUAUGGUUUGCUUUGGCUCAGCCGUAUUUGAACUUUUUUUCGCCAAACCUUCGGAAUGCUUCCACACGCUCAUGAAAGCCCUCACAGAGGAGAACUUUUCCUUUAUCGUUCAAGUUCUCUGCAGGAUGAUGGAACAUACAUACAGAAUGCAUUCUUCCGAUACGGACCGCUUGCGCCUUCUAGUGCAAACACUGUUGCACGGGUGGGAUGAGCUGUUCAAAUGUUCUCGUCUGAUGCCGAAUCGCUUCGGUGCAUGUGAUCUACAAAUGAUCGAGUGGAUGUCGCAUAUCGCAAUGAUUUGUCCGUUUGCACUGUAUGAAAUUAGUCUCCAAACAGCUGUCAGUUAUAAGCAGUGGCUAGUUAACCUAAUCGGUGACACCCAAACCCCGAUCAGUUUGAAAGCGAAAGCAAUCGUCCUGUUACCGACCGUGCUCGGGCCUGAUAGCCCACCAGCAACGGAUUUACACUGUCAAGCGUUUGAAAAUGCCCUCGAGAAACUGCAAAGCAGCCAUUUUCCGCUGCGUUCGAAAGAAUUCGCUCCAAAUAGCCCGGAAGGUAUAGGAUUCCUGAACUGCCUGGAACGAUUGCUCGAUGCUCUCGUUGUGUCACGCUCGCCGCUACUUUUAAAGGCGAUCGUUCACAUGACAGCGCCCGAUGGCGAAGGACACGUCGCUGAAACACAGAUACGGAGCGCUAUUGAACGGUUUUUCAAAGAGCAACCACUGGAAAUGCAGAACGAUCGGCUGGAUGAAUUGUGGCAGCUCUUCACCAAUCACUCGUACGCGCCCGUCGUUAGAGCGACGAUUUUGAGGCGAUAUCUUUGCACCGGCCUAUGGCACUGCCGAUACGAUUCGAUUGCAGAGUUUUACAAGCGUAACAUCCGAUCCAUUUCGGACUACACAACGGCAGAAAUUAGCGGACGUUCCGGAUGGGAACUAGAACACGCUCUGGUUGACCGUGCGGCUGCUUUCCGACUGAUCGAACAUUAUGCCGCACUGCUGCCUAAGGCAACACUGCUGACGGAAAACUGUCCUGUUGGGCAGGCAUUGUACGCGAGUACACCUGUACGAGGACAACGCUUGAUUGGGGAAUUCAGCAAACGUGCACACAACGUACGGAAGGUGCCGUUCCAUUCGGAAUAUCAGCCCGCGGUGGAACUAUUCCGAAAAUAUCAAUGUGCCGCCUACCGUGCGUUGGCCGCAUUGCUUUCCAACACCAACGAGGAUCCUCGCAUGUUCUCCGUUCUGCUGUUUAGAGAGAACCGCGAAAAGGCAGAAUAUUUGUGGCGUUUGUUGAUUGACUGUACCAAUGAAGAUCUAUAUCUCGAAGCCGGCCAAGAGUUGGAUCAAACACCACGAAUGGUUGAGAAACGGGUGGCCAUCAGACGCGAGGAUGGGAGUCCAAGAUCGCGCGUUACGAGCGAUCCCAGCCAGUCGGUGGUGACGGAAUCAUCCCUUAGCCAACAGGUGUCCCGUUUCGAUUUAAGCCACUCCGUUAUUCUGUCUGCGCGAGAGGUCGCCCAAAAGGACGCUGCCGAAUUAUCGAAACGUCAGCAGGGAGCCCUUUCGAGCGUGCCUCUUGAACGAACCAAAAUCAACGAGCACGAGAUAAUGGCAACGGUUUGCGGGUGUUUGCAACGUAUGAAUGCUGCCAAGAUAACUUUGGAUGGAACGGUUCACUUUGUCGCCGCAUCGCUUACCGAUCCGAACCAGCCCAAAAACGUUCGUCUAUUCCUCGCGAAGGUGUUAGACAACUGUCGUGGAGAACUGAAACCCCAUGCAUCCCUGUUGGUGGGACCGUUGAUGCAGCUCAUCGUGGACAAGCAUAUCUUCAAGGGUCUGAACACACUCGUCACAGAUCUGAUCGCAUUAUUGCUAGAGUGGAGUACCGAUGGGUUGCCGCUUCGAUCGCUUAGAGAAGGUGCCGUUGAGGAAAAUGCUUCCCUAGCAUGUUUGCUUCUCAGGUUUAUUAUGAGACACGCCUGCGAACAGCAGGGCACCGCCGGAGGACGUGCGCAAGUGUUUCGUCUCAAUGUGGAACUGAUCAAGCAACUCAUCACGCAAUGGCGCGAUGUCCUAAUUGUUCCCGAGGAGCUGUUAUUCGAAAAGAUCACGCUGUCACGACUUGUGCAAAUGGACGAACGUUCGCAGUUCGAGCUUGCCGCAGGUCUGCAGCUGAGCAUAAUCGUUCUCAUCAAUGGGGAUGGUAGACUAGUGCCCUGGAUGGACAGUACACGGCGAGAAUAUCUGGCGGCGGUUUUGCGGUGUUUAGAUGCACCGAACAGUUCAAUAUACAAACCCGGUGCUCAGUUGCUCGGUCUUUGCUUGGCGCAGCUGUAUCCCGACGGUCCACCAGAACAACGCCAGGAGUCGAGAGAGGACAACUUCUUUGCCGACUGUAUUGCUAAACUGUCGCAAAUCCAGCAUGGACAGGGACGAAAGUGCGUUGAGCUGCUGUACGAAGCGGCCAAAGGGUUCCCUUCGAUUGCCGAUCCGUUUUUGUCUCUGCUCAGUUUCCGUAUACCUGGUGCAACUGGUCCAGAAAAACGAAUGUGUCUCGAACUAAUGCUUGGUGGGCGCAUAGAAAACUUUAACGAUGAGUUGUUCCGAGAACUCGCCUCAAUGGAUCUUCCAGGUUUGCUGCGCGACGCCGACCUUCAGCUACCGACAUUGCACCUGAUAAAUCGAUCACUUGCGUUAGUGUCCGAGAUGGAACAUCUGCAGCAGCUAAUCGAACCGGUCGGUCAAAUUGCAGUUGAACCCAGCACUCGCUCCGAGUGUCGUGCGAUAGCUUACGAAAUAUUGAUCUACAUUCACGAGAACCGAGUUGAGCAGCUUUCAGACGAUAGCCGACAGACCGUGUGGAGGUACCUGGUACGAGGACUAUGUAACGCGGAAGAAUCCGACGCAACGGGUACAUCGGUACGUGUGCGAGUACUCGAAUAUCUUACCGAGAGUGGCAGGCUACCGGGUGAUAUUAAGGAACGGUUCCUCUACCUGCUAUCGGACCUCUAUGAUCCGACCGUCGAAGCUGAGUUUCUCGGAUGCGCCGUGGCGGUGUUGCUAGAUCCCGCCAUCCGGUGUCGCGAAUCGAAAGAUCGUCUGUUCCUGCACGAGUACGUCAGUGUCGAUGUAAAGUUUCAAGAGUAUACCAUUGAAACCGGUGCCCGUCAGCGCCAUGCGAUGACGGUCCUGACGCCGCUGUUUGCCGAAACGUCUACACAACGGCAGAUGCAAACGUUCAUCACCGGGAUGGGUUCGCAGAUGGAACGCAUGAUCAAGGCGACUCAGUUUUCCCAGAAUACCUCCCGAGAUGGGGACAGUACCGGUUUCGAACCGACGCAGGAUCCUUCUACGCUCACGAGAGCACGCGAAACAUUCGCUAUGCCAACGCAACACGGCAUUCUGUUCGAGACGAACUCGCUACAGCUCGAUCGUCGUUCUCAACGGGCACUCCAUGUCACCUCUGCAAUGGCUUCUCAAUCACAGCAAGAGCACACGUUUGAGCGGCUGCGCAAGCGCAUCCUGAAGGAUAGCGCCACAACUCGACAACAGCAGACGGCGUGGGCCGUUAGUCGCCACUACACCACCUUGCGCCAGCAAAUGGAGCAUCGCCGUGAGACCGCCACCAAGGUGACACUGUACCGGCGCUAUCGGCUGGCCGAUUAUCCUGAUCUACAAAUCAAUUUGCUGGCAUUUUUACUGCCUCUGCAGGCGCUCUGCCGACGAGAUACGGCCUGCGCCCGGCAAACCUUUGUCGCCAUCUUCACCGGACUGGUCGAGUGCCUGUCCUCAGUGGGUCCUGGUGGCGAUGAGUGGAAUCGGUUCGUGGUCAGUUUGGAUCAAUCCAUACAGCGCAUCAUGAGCUCGACUAAAAGCUGCGAUCCUCAUCUUUUCGCUGGCUUGGUGGAGCUGACGCUCGGUAAGACGUCGGGAAAAAUGACGCUUUGUCCACGUACCGUCGUAUCGGUGGCAGGCGCCUCUAACAUGCUCACGAUGGGUGUGCUCUAUCUGGAAGGAAAGCUAGCGGAUGGUGACGAGUUCGAUGAGGAACCGGUGUGUACCGGUGGGCGUAGAUCAUCGGAAGCGGAACACUGGCUGCAGCUAUCGAUCCUGUAUCACACACUACGUGAGCACAACGUCGUGGUGGGCAUUUUCGGCGACAAGCAGGACAGCGACCCGCGGUUACGUGAGGCAAUCGAGCUGGAAGCUCUUGGACGGUAUGAUCGCGCGUACCGGGCGUACGAUGAGCUGAUCUCGACGAUCAGUCCGGCCCGGUGUGAGGAGCGCAACUUCUGUCAAAAAUCCGCCUACGAUUGUCUGCUGCGGUUGGGACAGUGGGAAGUGUUGCUGGACAAAAUCGGUGGUCAGGUGACGCACCAUGACCAGCUGUGGAGCGACGAAUGGAACCGGGAGCAUCUGUUGCCGAACUACAUGCACGGGAACGUCCGACUGAACCUGGCCGGUGAUGUGCGGGGUCGCGAGUUUUGCCGCAUACUGGAGGAAUGGAUGCACAUCCCUGACCGGUCGGAGCACAUCAAGCAGCAGUUUGGGGAGGAACUGGCAGCACUGCAGAUCGCGUGUGCGGAAACAGUGCGUGCUCGAAUGUACGCCGAACAGUCGCACAGGCAGUUCCUCGAGGAGUGGCACUGCGCCGGAGUCCUUUCUGAGGUGGUGCGCAUCGAAUGUCUGCUUGGUGUGCGGAAGGUCAUCGAGCUGCUCGCAUACACCGAGGUGCUGGAGCGAAACCCACAGGAGAUGGAACGUGUUACCGGUGAAUUAGUCGCUACGUGGAAACACGCGCAUCCCUCGGUGACGGAUUCACUGACCGUUUGGGACACGAUCGUAGCCUAUCGAAGGUUUCUGUUAGAGCAACUGAAGUUCAAACAUCCAUCAGGUGAUCUGUCGCAACUCUCCACGCUUCUGUUCGAGCUUGAGCUGCAUCUGCUGGAGGUUGCGUCUGAGCAGAACAACGUCAAGUUCGUAGGCAACCUGAUCGCGAGAUUGCGUUCCGAUGAGGCGACCACUGGGGCACGAGAACCGCUAAUGGAGCAGGUGUUACGACGGCGUAUUGCACGACUGCGGUAUGAUCGGAUGCGGCAGGUCGAGAGCUCAUGCAGUCUAACUGCGGGUUUAUUGGGAGGAUUCCGGCGAUUGGCGAGACUCAUCACGCAGACACCGCACGGAACCGAGGAUUCUGGUAUGGCCCGAGCAAAACAAUCCGCCUGGACGGAGCUGUUUCAGUAUGCGCAAACCGUUCGAGAGAUGACCGGCGGUGAUGUGCGACCGGAAGAUCGGUCGAUGGUGUUGGAAAUCAUUGCGAUCGCAGGUCAGCAGAACGUGCAAAAUUUGAGUGAGCAAGAAGAGGGCGAAGGACUAAACGGCAGAUUGAGACAGUUUUCAUUGCAUUGCUUACAACGUAGCAUAGACGCAGUGCAGCAGUCCGACGUUGUACUAACGGAGUUGAACAACACCGGUUCAAUGUCAGAACUCUCUGCAGCGUACCUUUGUCUAGCGCGGUAUUGCUACGAUGAGCUUGAUUUGCAGCAAAACGACACGGAAGUACUAACACUAGAGCGAAUGCUAGUGACGUCUUUGCUUCCGGCAAUGAAGUACGGGUCCCGAGAAGCGCGCCAUCUUUUCCCUGUUUUGUUGCAGCUGCGCAACCUUCAAAACGGUGUACUACGGGAUGAGUUCGACCAGCAUUCCCAGCAAGUGCCCACGUGGAACUUCCUGCCGUGGAUUCCCCAGCUGCUGUCAUACAUGAAAAUAACACCGGAAACAAUCGCGGACUAUGGGCACUAUCUGGAUGAUCUCUUGAUGCGCCUCGCACGAGAAUACCCAAUGGCGCUCUACUUCCCUGCACGUCUCGUUUUACGAGCUCCUGAGCAAACUUCUGGCGCUGUUCGAUGGUUCGUGGAUCGGUUCCUUGCUGCGCUGAGCUUCCCCCGGGUGGAUCGAUUCGUAGCGGAGCUAUGUCGCGUGGUAAUGCCAGAGACACGCCUGCUCGGUAUGAUAGCAGAACUGCGGAAUCGACUGAGCACCUUUACUGAUCCCUCGUCAUAUCAAGCGUACAUCGAUCAAGCUGGAGCUGAAGGAUUUCCGGCGGAUGCACAUGAAUUACCGAAUUGGGGAAACGCCUACCGAACGUCCCUACCGCUUGUGGAUAAAUGGCGCCAGCUAAGACACUUGCACCCGAUCACUGAUCGGACGGAAAUCAUUGAGCAACUGAUGGCUUUCGAAGUCGUCCUGAACAAGUUACGCUCACGGACAAAAACGCGCCAGGUUCAGCUGGAGGACUACUCACCAUGGCUGGCGGAUUACCAUGCCGGCGGCCAGGAGCAAUGGGAAGGUCCUUCCAUAGAGCUACCGGGUCAGUACGGGCUCGACGCUGGUCCUCCGAACCCCGGCCGGCAUGUGACGAUCGUGAAGGUCGUGCCUGAUCUCGUGGUGUACCAAACAUUGCGUCUACCGGUGCAGAUAUCGUUUAGAGGUAGCGAUGGGCGUCUCUAUCGCUUCCUGGCGAAAUACGGUGAUGAUUUACGCCAAGAUCAACGCAUUCAGCAGCUGCAACGCGAGAUCACGCACCGCUUACGUUGGGAUCGUCGUUGUCGAGAACAGCGGUUGGAACUGCGGACUUACGAGGUCGUUCCAAUACGUCCCGAGUUCGGUAUGCUCAGCUGGCUCGACGGAACCAUCCCGCUGGAUGACAUUGCCGCUCAAGCUGGUUCGCGAUACAAUCCCGCAUACCGGGGACAGAUGAACGUGCGGGAAGAAUUCGAUCAGUUCCUGCGCGAGAUCGCCAAGCAGCGAGGCUUGUCCUCGAACGAACUUGCUGAUGGGCUAGUGCUCAACGUGGCAGAACUCUAUGGGACUGCUGCGGCAUUCUGUCGGCCGGAACGUCUGCGUUCGAAAUUUGUGGAGCUUUCUCAAGCCAUUCGUGGCAACUCGCUCAAGCGCGCUCUGUUUGACAUGGCGGCUACGCCUGAGUUAUUCUAUCAGAUGCGGAUGAACUUCGCGCGGAGUCUCGCGGCCAUGAACGUCACCUGCUGGGUGUUGGGCAUUGGCGAUCGACAUUUGGGCAACAUUGUGCUGGAACGGGCAUCCGGCAAGCUGGUGGGUGUUGACUUUGGCAUAGCGUUCGGAGCUGGUGCACGUGAUCUGCCUGUUCCGGAACUGGUACCAUUCCGGUUGACGCCUCAACUGGUCGGGGUGAUGGAUCCGAUGCGCUUGCCGGGCGAAUUGCAAACGUGCCACCUGUACACGUUGCAGUGCCUGCGCGAUUCACGAAAGCUGUUACGCGCCUGUCUGGAGGUGUUCAUUCGCGAACCAACCGUCGAUUGGUUGCGAGCGGCUCGGGAAUGGAAAUGCCAAAAUACGGAUGAUACGGGCGAACAACGGAAGCGUGAGUGGAACCCGCAGGUUCGCAUCGAAACCAUCAUGCGCAAGCUAAAUGGAGCCAAUCCGAAGCAGCUGCUUGUUGACGACCUGCAGUGUGGUUUGGUCGGCCACCAGCGGGAGUUUCUGUUGGGAUAUUUAUCCAUUGUUGAGGCGGCGGCUGCCGUUAGCACGGAGAAAGCACAGUGUUCCGAGCAGAUGGAGAACCUUUCUACCGAGCUGCAGAACGAGAUGUUGCUAGAGAUGGCCACGGAUGGUACACUGCUGGGUCUUAUGUACGCUGGAUGGUACCCCUGGUUUUGAACAGAAAGCUCUCACAUGCAUUUCGUGGGUAUAUGGAUUUUUCGUUUUAGUUUAUUAUCAAGUAUUACUUAUUAAUAAUUUGCACUGUUUGCGUUACGUUGUUAUUAUUUAUAAAAU
This is a messenger RNA of Anopheles nili, 12552 nucleotides long. Its product is annotated as DNA-dependent protein kinase catalytic subunit-like. NCBI's taxonomy places the organism in Eukaryota, Metazoa, Arthropoda, Insecta, Diptera, Culicidae. Gene Ontology annotation, cellular component: nucleus. Gene Ontology annotation, molecular function: protein binding; DNA-dependent protein kinase activity. The transcript is spliced from 3 exons. The record is from RefSeq and is a predicted model, not a curated record. Gene Ontology annotation, biological process: telomere maintenance; intrinsic apoptotic signaling pathway in response to DNA damage; double-strand break repair via nonhomologous end joining. The coding region runs from base 1 to 12435 and encodes 4144 amino acids.